Messenger RNA from Ctenopharyngodon idella (grass carp), 1431 nucleotides. It is a transcript of the gene sowahab, whose product is annotated as sosondowah ankyrin repeat domain family member Ab. NCBI's taxonomy places the organism in Eukaryota, Metazoa, Chordata, Actinopteri, Cypriniformes, Xenocyprididae. The record is from RefSeq and is a predicted model, not a curated record. The coding region runs from base 109 to 1431 and encodes 440 amino acids. The transcript has a single exon. Gene Ontology annotation, molecular function: protein binding.
UCAUGUGCUAGUCUUGGAUAAAGAGGGAGGCACGCGGAUUUCGGAGGAUAACCGGAAACAGCAGGUUGUUGUUGAAACAUCUCUCAUAACAACUAAACAAAACACAAAAUGGCUUUGACUCAAGAAAUGAUCUUAACCUUUUUAUUGGAGCACGGGGGAAAAGUGAAAAACUCGGAGCUUGUGAGCAAGUUCAAAGGACUCAUAAACUCCAGCGACCCCGCGGAAAAGAAACGAAACAGAGACCUUUUCAAACGACUGGUCAACAACGUCGCCGUGGUCAAACAAGUCGAUGACGUAAAGUACGUGGCUGUGAAGAAAAAGUACCAAGGAACCACAGGUGAAAAAAUUACACUGGAUAACAGUUCAUUCGACUUAAAAUCGCCAUGUAGUAGUAGUAAACCCGCGCGUGAUUCCAGCGAAAUAGAGAAUGUGGAUAUUAUUAAUAACAAUUAUUGUCAUUGCUCCACCCAAACUGUGAGUAAUAGCAGUACAAGUGGAAAAGAUGCUGGAAGACCUGACUAUAAUGUAGAGUCUUUGACAGCAAGAGUGCUCAGUGUGACAAGUGAUGCUAGAAGUGGGUCUGUUUUCGCUCUUGUGGCCAUAAAAUCUCCACAAUGUGAGUCGCAAAAUGAUGAAAAUGGGAAAACACGCCUCAAAACACUAACAGCAGAUGCCGAACCGCCGUCUCCAAUGACUAUGAAAGUCAAAACAACUGCAUAUCAGAGCUGUUUUGCUGGAGAAGGUUUUCCAUACAGGUCUCUGAGGGCCAAACGAAAGGAGCUAGAGGCACAGGGUUCACCGCAACUGCGAAGGUGUAGCAAAAUCACCAAACCUGGUGGUAAUGACUCAGAUGUAAUUCCGUUGGGAUCAAUGGAGCAUGAGUGGCUUGUGAAAUCCGCAACAGGAAGCUGGCGUCAGAUCUACAGCCUCCUGCUGCAAGACCCUCAUCUGGUAGAGAAGAGGAAUUUCAUGUCUGGAUUCACAAUCCUGCACUGGGCCGCUAAAAGCGGAAACGGUGAAAUGGUGUGUAAAGUCAUUGAUGUUUCAAGACAGAGCGGUGCAGGGAUCGAUGUUAAUGCCAAGUCUUACGACGGGUACACACCUCUCCACAUCGCCGCCAUUCACAGCCGUGAACGUGUGUGUUCACUGCUGGUGUGUGAAUAUGGUGCCAGCACUAACAUACGGGAUAACAGCGGUAAAAAACCCUACCGUUAUCUAAGUCAAGAUGUGUCGACUGAAAUCAGAAAGAUGCUCGGAGACCCUCGCUGUCUGCAGCAGGAUGCUGGGAAUUAUUUGAAGGAUGACCAGAACCUCCAUAGAAGAUUCAACACUCUGAGUAAACUAUUUCAACCCCACGUCGCUGGACAUAAAAAGAAAUACAGACGUCGACCAAGCUUCCAUUUCAUUAGAGAGAAAGAGCAUUGCACUUAA